Molecule: messenger RNA, 3241 nt
Organism: Micropterus dolomieu (smallmouth bass)
Lineage: Eukaryota; Metazoa; Chordata; Actinopteri; Centrarchiformes; Centrarchidae
Gene: ube2nb
Product: ubiquitin-conjugating enzyme E2Nb
Exons: 5
Coding region: 121-621 (166 amino acids)
Source: RefSeq, a predicted model, not a curated record
UUUCCUACGUCAUUUGAAGCCACCGGAAGAGUGAGUUAUCUGUCCCCGCCCCGACUGCUCAGUCAAUCCAACCUGAAGAGAAGGCGAGUCCACGGCUAAAAAUAUAAUAGCUAACACAAGAUGGCCGGUUUGCCUCGUAGGAUUAUAAAGGAGACACAGCGGUUGAUGGCAGAGCCUGUUCCAGGGAUCACGGCUACGCCUGAUGAAGGGAAUGCACGUUACUUCCAUGUGGUCAUUGCAGGGCCUCAAGACUCUCCUUUUGAAGGGGGCACAUUUAAACUUGAACUAUUUCUUCCAGAAGAGUAUCCCAUGGCAGCUCCCAAAGUGCGAUUCAUGACCAAAAUCUACCACCCCAAUGUUGACAAACUGGGAAGAAUAUGUUUAGACAUUUUGAAAGAUAAAUGGUCUCCAGCCCUGCAGAUCCGUACAGUGUUGCUAUCUAUCCAGGCAUUAUUAAGUGCUCCCAAUCCAGACGAUCCCCUGGCAAACGAUGUCGCAGAGCAGUGGAAGAAAAACGAAAGCAAUGCCAUUGAGACAGCCCGAGCAUGGACCAGGCGAUACGCAGGCAUCAUUACGUCCCGAGCAUGGACCAGGCUCUACGCGGGCAACACUGAAGUAUAGAAGAAGAGAGACGAUGCGUCUGAAUGUGAUCCACAAAAUGUACUCCUAUACUGUCAACAUUUGAAUUUACCGGACACAAAAAAAAGAGAAAAAAAAAAAAGAUUAUAAGUCCAAAUCUAUUUGAAAGAAAUGACAAGAUUUUCUGCUGCAGACCUCUGGGUGACUUAUUUUCCUCUCUAAGAUGCGUUAAGUGUGUGUUAGCCUUUCUUUUCUUUUUCUUUCCUGUGUUGCUAUUUAAAUGCAUGGGCAGAGAAUGACACCCUCCCCGCGACAGUCUUAAAAAUAACAUGCAAUAUGUUUUCUGAACUAGGCACAUACUGGUACGUUUGCAUAUAUAUAUUUAUAUGCAUUAAAGCUGUUAUUUUAACACAUGCAUUACUUGUCAACACAUCUGUAUGUCUUUUGUGAGAUAUGACAUGUUCUGUUAUUUAAGCACAGAGUGUACAGCUGCCCCCAUUCCCACCCACCACUACUAGUAAGAAUGAAGUUUUCUCUUUACUCUUUUAAGAAGUAUGGGUUUUAGGAAAAUAGCCCACACAUGCAACAAGAAGGUUAGUUGGAUUUCCACUCCUGCGUGUCUGUGCAUACCAACCCGUUACAACACUGAAUGUUAAGUUGGUGUUGCAGCUACUUCAUCAUCUCAAGAGCACAUGAGGCACUUAAUACUGAGAGCAGAGCGGAAACUCUUAAGUGUUUUCAUCGCACAGCAAAGACUAUCUUAAUUUUAAAAUUGGACAUCAAAGCGUGUCUAUGUGAAGGGGGUCCCACACAGGAAGUACUUCCUCAAACCUGCUCUAUUAUCCCACAUAAACCGUCGAAAAAGACACUUUCUGUAACUGCAGCGCAAAUAAAGUGACAUUUUGAAGAAUUGGAUGAUGAAAAUACAGAGGUCAUCAUCCACAGAGAACUGAGGGGGGUUCAUUCCUACAGUUUUACUAUAAAAUAAAUUUAGAAGCGAGACACUGAAGGUUGCUGUGUACCUGCCAAAUUAUCCGGUAGAGGACACUGCUGAAGAGCCACGACUAACAUUUAAGCAUUUGGCAGAUGUAAUUUUAUCUCUUCAUUAUUGACAUGUUAACAUUGGUCUUAGGUUGGCAUAACUAUUGUGCGGUGAUGAUCCCAAUUAGGUGAGGAUUGUGCUUCUAAUAAUCCAAAAUUUAAUGAUUUAAUGUCAUGUUUUGUUCUAUCAGUUCGUCUUGUUUCUGCAGCAGUAUGACUAUUUUUUUUUUUUUUUUUGCCGCAUCGUAAAAAAAAGUUUCUACACUUUGUUCUCAGAUACUGCCUGUGUAAUGUUUCAUUCACCCAUGGGUUUUCUCACAUCUGUACAUGUUCCAGUAAAAAUCUUCUUUUCAAACCCUGAUAGACAGUUUGGGGAGGGUGAGCAGGUUCUUUCUACACACUUAAAAAAAACUAAAAACAAAAAUACAUUGCCAACACAUUCAGAAAGGUAGAAUGACGCAAGUUCUUUGUGUUGAAAAGGAGCCUUAUGCAUGUUAUAGCAGACUACUAAAAUGUGUUGAAAAUGUCUUUCUAAUUUUUAUUAAGGGUGUAGGACAUUGGGCUGUUUUUGUUUUUAUUUUCCUUUAACUGUCUGUCCAUGCUAUCUAUGUUGCCUCUUCUCUAUUUUUCUUUUCAGUGUUACUUCAUUUAAAAAAAGAAAAAAAAGAAAGAAAUGUACCAUAAUCAAACUGGUAUUGGGACAUUUCCAAACUAGUAUUCUUCAGGGUGUUUAUGAGAGUUGGGAGGUUGAGUUCUCUUUAAAGGGAAAGUUGAGGCUUUUUUUUUUUUUUUUUUUUUUUAAAGGUUUUGUCAAUUACAAAGUUGUUUUUCACCUUUUUUUUAUGAGUUGGUCUUAACCUGCUUUUACUCUUUCUAUGAUACUGAACUGUGAUGAUUAUGCAAGUGAAUUUAGUUGAUUGGGUCAUUGUGGUAGCAGGCAAAAAAAGAGUGAUAUUGCAAAUAAAACGUAUUCAAGAUUAAAGGACCUUACCGUGCUAUUACAGAUUUUCUAUUGGCUCCAAAUUGCACGCAUUGAAACCUUGUGUCAAAUUCUACAUUGGGAUUUGUUGUUGACGAAGACUUCUAAAAGUCCUUAAGCUUUCCUUUUUUUAAAAGAUGCUGCGUUUAUGGGUUAGAGGGAUCAGUGUGACAUAUCGUGGCUUGAAAGGCUCACCGUCUCCAUCACUUUAAACCCUCCGUGGACUGAGGACUGUAAGGUUAUAUUGUAGUAAAACAUUUUGUUAAGCGUUGUCUUAUUUUAUCUUUUCUUGCUCUCCGUUGGAUUAUCGCAGGCUUGGUGUCGCGUAGAUUUGUUUGUGGCCCGUCCUCACCCAGAAUUAACUGUUUUGAACCGCUUCAUUUACUCAAGUCUGGAAGAUGAAGCACGGCUUAAACACCUAGUUAAUUUAUUGUUUCCCUAAGGGACUUGUCAGUAAUCUAUACCAAGAAACAGUCACUGAUUGGAUUUUUAAACAUCUAGAUCAAAAUACGGAAAGACCCAACUCUGAGUGAUUAAUCAGCUCCCCCUGUGUAAAACGAGAAGAGUUCUGUCAGUAACUUCAGUACAUUUGCAUACAUGGCUCUUCAAAUACUCUGUAAAUAAACUGAGUUGAGUAAGUAA